Rana temporaria (common frog) is the source of this 1236-nucleotide messenger RNA. RefSeq names its product transcription factor HES-5-like. Gene Ontology annotation, molecular function: DNA-binding transcription factor activity, RNA polymerase II-specific; protein dimerization activity; RNA polymerase II cis-regulatory region sequence-specific DNA binding. Lineage: Eukaryota; Metazoa; Chordata; Amphibia; Anura; Ranidae. Gene Ontology annotation, cellular component: nucleus. The transcript is spliced from 3 exons. Gene Ontology annotation, biological process: regulation of transcription by RNA polymerase II; regulation of neurogenesis; anterior/posterior pattern specification. The record is from RefSeq and is a predicted model, not a curated record. The coding region runs from base 55 to 570 and encodes 171 amino acids.
AGCCGGACGCCGCGCCGCCGACAGAACGCCGCGCGGUGACCAGGCUUAGUGAUCAUGGCUGUCAAUGCCGCUACCUGCCGGAUCUCCCCGGAGUAUUCCGAACACAAGCUCACCGCCAAGGAGAAGAAUAGGAUAAGGAAGCCAGCGGUGGAGAAGAUGCGCAGAGAUCGCAUUAACAGCAGCAUCAAUCAGCUGCGCAAAAUCUUGGAGCAAGAGUUCCAACUGCUGCAACCGGAUUCCAAGCCUGAGAAGGCCGACGUGCUGGAAAUCGCUGUGCAGUUCCUGAGGCAGACCAUGGGCAGAGAUGGCAAUGGUGGCAAACCAUUCCCAAGGACGGAGCAGAAGCAGUUCAGACAAGGCUACUCGAAGUGUCUGCACGAGACGCUGUCCUAUCUCACCAUCCAUCGCGUUGAGGAGGAGGCCCAGAUCAGACUACUGAACCACUUCCACCGACUGGAGACCCCCCGAGAACCCAGUCACCUCCAGGCCUCCUCUCAGCCCUCCACCCAACAGGCAAAGCACCACCAACCCCCAACUGGCAGCUUCAAGCCUUUGUGGAGACCAUGGUAGAGGAGCUGGACCAUCACCGCGUCCUAUCACAUUGAUAGGACUUACUGUAAACCCAGGAGGACCCAGAGAUCGCUGGAAUCCUCUUCCCUCGUGUAUUUCCCUAGUGGAAGGUGAUCUGAUGGAGAUCAAUGUUUGCUUCAUAAUGAAGAAUGUAUCAUGCACUUAUAGGAUGGGACAAUCCAUUAUUAAAAAAGAAAAAAAAAAACAUUUCUGACCUCCUUCUGAAAAUGCUAAUUGCCUGGCUGUCUCUGAUCUCAACAUUCUCUGGUCUGAGCCAAGCAUGCAGAAAAUGGCAUUCCAAUUCCUGAUUCCCACUUACAAGGUGACCGACUCAGAAAGCACGAGGGGCCCAUUUACAUUUGUGCGUCGCUUUGAUGUCCACACGUUAAGGCGCGUUAUGUUGCGUGUUAAUGUGCGUUGCUUUAGGGCAGCCCAUUGAAACGAAUAGGCAGCCAAUGGAGCAUUCGCCAUGCAUUACAGCACGCUGUAUUGGGAUGCCAUUCAAAAUGAAUGAUGUGACGUGCGUUGCUGCAGGUGCAUGGUUGGAAAUGGGGGGCCCUUCACAUCAGUAUGCAGGUCAGGCAAAUGGCAUUUUCAAAAGAAGAGGACAGCAGUGGCAAUCUGCAAAUUUUUCCCAGUACAGGUUUAUCUUUUUUUUUUUUUUAA